AUGGGAAACCGUGGCAUGGAGGAGCUGAUCCCGCUGGUCAACAAGCUGCAGGAUGCCUUCAGCUCCAUCGGCCAGGCCUGCAACCUGGACCUGCCGCAGAUCGCAGUGGUCGGCGGGCAGAGCGCAGGAAAGAGCUCCGUGCUGGAGAACUUUGUGGGCAGGGACUUUCUGCCCCGUGGAUCUGGUAUUGUCACCCGCAGACCCCUGGUUCUGCAGCUUAUCAGCGCCACUGCAGAAUGGGCUGAAUUCCUCCACUGCAAAGGGAAAAAGUUUACAGACUUCGAUGAGGUUCGCCAGGAGAUCGAGGCGGAGACGGACCGUGUCACAGGGGCCAACAAAGGCAUAUCUCCCAUACCCAUCAACCUGCGGGUUUACUCCCCUCAUGUGUUGAACUUGACUCUCAUCGAUCUACCGGGGAUCACUAAGGUGCCAGUGGGAGACCAGCCUGCUGACAUCGAGCAGCAGAUCAGGGACAUGAUCAUGCAGUUCAUCACCAGAGAGAGCUGCUUGAUCCUGGCUGUUACUCCAGCUAACACUGACCUGGCCAACUCUGAUGCCCUGAAACUGGCGAAAGACGUCGAUCCCCAGGGACUGAGGACUAUUGGAGUGAUCACUAAACUGGAUUUAAUGGAUGAGGGCACAGAUGCCCGAGAUGUACUGGAGAACAAGCUGCUGCCGCUGCGAAGAGGUUAUAUUGGAGUAGUCAAUCGAAGUCAGAAGGACAUUGAUGGGAGGAAAGACAUCAAGGCAGCUUUAGAAGCUGAGAGGAAGUUCUUCUUGUCCCACCCAUCUUACAGGCACAUGGCUGAAAAAAUGGGCACCCCACGCUUGCAGAAAAUACUCAACCAGCAACUGACCAACCACAUCCGGGACACCCUGCCAGCUUUCCGCAGUAAGCUGCAGUCCCAGCUGUUGGCUCUGGACAAGGAGGCCGAGGAAUACCGGGGAUACCGACCUGAUGACCCGUCUCGUAAAACCAAGCAGCUGUUGCAGAUGGUGCAGCAGUUCUCCGUGGACUUUGAGAAGAGGAUUGAGGGUUCAGGAGACCAGGUGGACACAGUGGAGCUGUCUGGUGGAGCAAAAAUUAACCGCAUCUUCCAUGAGCGUUUCCCCUUUGAACUGGUCAAGAUGGAAUGUGAUGAGAAGGAGAUGCGACGCGAGAUCAGUUACGCCAUCAAGAACAUCCAUGGUAUCAGGACUGGACUUUUCACCCCCGACAUGGCGUUUGAGGCUAUUGUGAAGAAGCAGGUCAUAAAGCUGAAGGAGCCCUGUGUCAAGUGUGUGGACAUGGUCAUCCAGGAACUGAUUAACACUGUGCGCCAGUGCUCCAACAAGCUGGAAUGCUUUCCGAGGCUGCGUGAGGAAACUGAGAGAAUUGUGACUUCUCACAUUCGAGACAGAGAGAGUCGGGCCAAGGACCAGGUUCUGCUGUUGAUUGAUAUCCAGCUCUCUUACAUCAACACUAACCACGAGGACUUCAUUGGCUUUGCUAACGCACAGCAGAGGAGCAGUCAGACUAAUAAGAGCCAGAGUUCAGCAGGAAAUCAGGCCUCUUCUCCUCCCGCAUCAGGCCUGAUUGUCAUCCGUAAAGGCUGGCUGACCAUCAACAACAUCAGCAUCAUGAAGGGAGGAGCCAAGGAGUACUGGUUUGUGCUGACGGCUGAGAGUCUCUCCUGGUUCAAGGAUGAUGAGGAGAAGGAGAAGAAAUACAUGCUCCCCCUGGACAACCUGAAGGUUCGCGAUGUGGAGAAGAGUUUCAUGUCCAGCAAGCACAUAUUCUGCAUUUUCAAUACAGAGUCAAGGAAUGUGUACAAGGACAAUCGCACCCUGGAGUUGGCCUGUGACUCUCAGGAUGAUGUGGACAGCUGGAAGUCUUCUCUCCUUCGUGCUGGAGUGUAUCCUGAGAAGACCAUCACGAGUGAGACCACCACCACUUCAGAUAACUUCUCCAUGGACCCUCAACUGGAACGUAAAGUGGAAACUAUUCGUAACCUGGUGGACUCCUACAUGGCUAUCGUCAACAAGUGCAUCCGGGACCUGAUGCCAAAGACCAUCAUGCAUCUCAUGAUCAACAAUGUGAAGGACUUCAUCAAUGCAGAGCUACUGGCCCAGCUGUACUCUGCAGGUGACCAAAAUGCCCUGAUGGAUGAGUCCCAGGAGCAGGCCCAGAGGAGGGAUGAGGUGCUGAGGACCCACCAGGCCCUGAAGGAGGCCCUGCUCAUCAUUGGUGAUAUCUCCACCUCCACCAUCACUGUUCCACUGCCUCCACCUGUUGACACAUCCUGGGUGGGAGGAUCCACUGGUGGUCGCAGGUCUCCUCCACCCAGUCCCACUGCCCCCAGGAGGAUGUCUUCAGGCCAGCGCCCAGCUCCCCGAGGGGCCCCACCACCACCAAAUCGCCCAGGACCCCUCGGGCCCUUCAACAACACCGCUGACAGCCCUCAGGCUCCCAGUCGCCCAAACAGGGCCCCUCCAAGCAUCCCCAGCCGGCGGCCCCCUCCAUCUCCUACACGACAAGCUCCACCAUAAUCAUCCAAAGGGAUCAUCCUCAUACCCUUAUCUCCGUCCCUCAGCCACCUCAUUCCUCCUCUCUUAGCCAUGGCUCUGCUGUCCUGGUCUCUCCUUAGUGCAGACUCUGAAGUCUUUGACCCCUUUGACCCUCAAUUUCCUGCCAGGUGACGAUGUCCAUAUAUCUAUGUACAGUAUGGUACUUGUCUUGU
Messenger RNA from Toxotes jaculatrix (banded archerfish), 2720 nucleotides. It is a transcript of the gene dnm3b, whose product is annotated as dynamin 3b. NCBI's taxonomy places the organism in Eukaryota, Metazoa, Chordata, Actinopteri, Toxotidae. Gene Ontology annotation, cellular component: microtubule; membrane; cytoplasm. The transcript has 21 exons. Bases 1 to 2529 code for a protein of 842 amino acids. Gene Ontology annotation, molecular function: GTP binding; GTPase activity; microtubule binding. The record is from RefSeq and is a predicted model, not a curated record.